ACCGAGCCGACCUGUUGAACGCGUCAUUGCGCAGGGUGUUGGCGCACAAAGCGGACGUGUUCAGACCUGCUCUAGUCCGGAUCCUGGUCCCGGUCUCUGCUGGACUCCGUCCCGGUCAAAAAAGUCAAAAUGUCCAAGAUGUUCACUGUGAUGUUGAUGACCUUCGUGUCACUGGUGUUUGCUGAAGAACUGAACUCUGAGGAUGACCCCUUCACCUUCGACUACCACAGACUCCGCGUGGGCGGGCUUAUCCUCGCCGCCGUCCUGUGUCUCAUCGGCAUCACCAUCCUGCUCAGCGGACACUGCAGGUGCAAGUUCAACCAAAAGAGGAGGAGGACGGGAAGCAAUGCCCAGCAGAUGCUGACGGACCAGGGUCGUGCGUGCGACUGUUAGAUGUCAAUCGAACGCCGGCGUCCAAACCAACAGGAGACAUCACGGAGGAGCAGACGGAUUCAGACAUUCAGAUGCUUUUGAGAAGCUUUUUGUUUUUUAUAAUUUUGUUUUAGAGCUACAUGACGUAGACUGAUGUGUACCUGUGAGGGGUGACGUUAAUGUCCACCUGAGCUACUGAUGGACAGUCUGCAGAUCCAAAAAGAAGACCUACUGUCCAAAAUGAAGACCUACUGUCCAAAAAGAAGACCUACUGUCCAAAAAUAAGACCUACUGUCC
Molecule: messenger RNA, 669 nt
Organism: Sphaeramia orbicularis (orbiculate cardinalfish)
Lineage: Eukaryota; Metazoa; Chordata; Actinopteri; Kurtiformes; Apogonidae
Gene: fxyd3
Product: FXYD domain containing ion transport regulator 3
Exons: 8
Coding region: 130-393 (87 amino acids)
Biological process (GO): regulation of sodium ion transmembrane transporter activity
Cellular component (GO): membrane
Molecular function (GO): sodium channel regulator activity
Source: RefSeq, a predicted model, not a curated record